AAUCGACCCUUCAGUACUCGAACGGAGCCUUUACUGUGUAGCACGCUGUCAAAACCCAAAGCAACAGCAGAGGAGAUCGUUUUUGGUUAAAACUUUGAAUAUCUACUUCUACACGAGGAACAAAUUGAUCAGGUCCCUCUUGAGUCCCUGUUGACAAACGCUGUUUCUGGCAUGGAUGGUGAUGGCGUGGUGAUGGAGGAGGAAGAUGACUGUCCUGAGCUGGUGCCCAUCGACAGGCUGCCUGGUCCUCCUGCAGAGCAGAUACCUGUCACCAUCAUCACCGGCUACCUUGGUGCUGGAAAGACAACACUCCUGAACUAUAUAUUAACGGAACAACACAACAAGCGAAUUGCCGUCAUACUCAAUGAAUUUGGAGAGGGCAGCGCCCUGGAGAAGUCCCUUGCAGUGAGCCACGCAGGAGAGCUGUACGAGGAGUGGCUCGAACUGAGAAAUGGCUGCCUGUGCUGCUCCGUCAAGGACAAUGGUCUUAAAGCCAUCGAGAACCUGAUGCAAAAGAAAGGAAAGUUUGACUACAUCCUGUUGGAAACCACAGGACUUGCUGAUCCAGGAGCUGUGGCCUCCAUGUUCUGGGUCGAUGCAGAGCUCGGCAGUGACAUCUACUUGGAUGGCAUCGUCACUGUCAUCGACGCCAAGUAUGGACUGCAGCAACUAACUGAGGAAAAAGCCGACGGACUCGUUAAUGAAGCAGCCAGGCAGAUCGCUGUCGCUGACCUGACCAUAAUCAACAAGACAGACCUGGUGAAUGAAGAGGAACUGACUCAAAUCCGAGACGCAGUCAGAUCUGUAAAUGGUCUCGUCAAGAUUGUAGAAACACAAAAGUCAAGGGUGGAUCUCUCUGAAGUGCUGGACCUGCAUUCCUUUGACCCUAAAGAUGGAGCAAAUCUAGCAGAGAAGCUCCGGCUUAUGAAAGCCACGAGGCCCCAUCUUGACAAGAGUAUUUUAACUGUGACGUUUGAAGUGGUUGGAGAUCUCCUAGAGGAUGCCUUGAAUGUUUUCAUCCAGGAUCUGCUAUGGGAGAAGAUGUUCAAAAACAAAGAAGGGCAACCUAUGACUGUCAUCCGGUUAAAGGGCAUAGUAUCAAUUGCAGGUAAAGCCCACCAAGUGAUGCUGCAGGGGGUCCAUGAGCUGUAUGAGCUGAAUGAGACACCACAGUUUUGGGAGGAGAACCUGCGGAUCAACCGACUGGUCUUUAUAGGUAGGAACCUGGACAGGGACAUUCUGCAGGAACAGUUCAUCUCUAGAGUGGUGAAAGGAGCAGAGAGGAAGUUGUUGUAAGUUCUUCUCUCCUCUGUGCACUAAAAAACUUUUGAUUCUGGAUCAGAAUCUGUGACUUUGGUCAUCCAUGAAUCUGGGACUUCACUCCUUUCCUACAAGAACAUAAGUCACAUCAGAAGAUGGUUAAGAUCACAGUAAUGGCCCCUAAAAUGUGCACGCCGCACACACACACACACAAAAAGAAGCUCCAAAGGGCCAGAGGUUUAAUCAGUAAAUUGUAUUUUUUACAAAGAGGAGAAUCUGCAAUUUUUGAAAGUUGUGAACCCAAGUUGUGUUGGAAGUUGCAAAUACCGUAUCAAGUGUGGUACUUUGUAAAUGAAAUAACUUCACUCAUGUUUCUGGCUUUUAACAUCCUGGGUUUUUGUUUUUUUAAUUAUUCAAAAUAAAGUUUUUUUUUUUCCUGAACA
Molecule: messenger RNA, 1703 nt
Organism: Scatophagus argus
Lineage: Eukaryota; Metazoa; Chordata; Actinopteri; Scatophagidae
Gene: zng1a
Product: COBW domain containing
Exons: 16
Coding region: 172-1296 (374 amino acids)
Cellular component (GO): cytoplasm
Source: RefSeq, a predicted model, not a curated record